CUGGUUAACAUCAAGCUAAAACUAUGGGCUCCAUGCAUUAUUUUACUAGGGUAUUUAAUGUAAGCGACCAUUUGACGCCACACGUACUAGCACAGACAAACGGUAAGAUCGGCGUCUUUGAAACAGGAGUUCUCUCUCUCUUCCCCUCUCCAUUCGAUCGAUCGAAUAAGAGGCGCCGUCCCGCCACGCCCGGGCCUGCCACUGCCGCUGGGUAGCUGCCGAGCUUCCGCCGUGCGCCAUCGCGAUCGAUCUGUUCCUUAGGUAAUCCCUCGCAGUGUAGCUACAGUGGCGAGAAUGCGAGGGAUUUAGCUUGCGUCCAGCUGCUGCCCACACGGCAUUUCGCGAUCCGGGCGGGAGCGUGGAGAUUUCGGCAGGAAAUGUAGGUAGGGAUUGCGAUCCGGCCUGAAUCGGUGGGUCUGGGGUUGGGGAUAGAGGGGGAUUAUGGCGAAUGGCGCGCCCCUGGCGUCGCCGGGCUCGUCCGGGAGGAGGCUUAGCAGGACGUAUACGAAUGGGAUGUUCUCCGGCGAGGUUCUCGACAGUGAGGUGGUUCCUUCGUCGCUUGCCCCCAUUGCUACCAUUCUCCGGGUCGCCAACGAGAUAGAGCCAGAGCGGCCGCGCGUUGCUUAUCUGUGUCGAUUCUAUGCGUUUGAGAAGGCGCAUCGUCUUGAUCCUACGUCUAGUGGGCGAGGCGUUCGGCAGUUCAAGACAGCUCUUUUGCAACGCCUUGAGAAGGAUAACGAGAGGUCGAUCAGAAGCAGAGUGAAGCGCAGUGAUGCACGAGAGAUUCAGAGCUUUUACCAGCAGUACUAUGAGCAGUAUGUCAAGGCUCUGGAUGGCGCUGAACACGCAGACAGAGCCCAACUUGCAAAGGCUUAUCAGACCGCAGGAGUCCUCUUCGAGGUUCUUUGUGCUGUCAACAAGACUGAAGAAGUUGCCCCUGAGAUUAUUGCAAUGGGUCGAGACAUCAAGGAGAAGAAGGAAAUAUACGUUCCGUAUAAUAUUCUCCCGCUUGACGUUGCAGGCUCGUCACAAGCAAUAAUGCAGCUUCCAGAGAUCAAAGCCGCAGUCGAUGCGUUGAGAAAUAUUCGCGGGCUACCAUGGUCAGCUGCAACCAAACAGUCAAAUAAAGAUGUUAUUGAUUGGUUGAAGGAGAAGUUCGGCUUUCAGAAAGAUAACGUCUCCAACCAGAGGGAGCACCUGAUUUUACUCCUUGCUAACGUUCAUACGCGCAUACAAUCAAAGACUGAAACUAUCAAUAAGCUAGAAGACCAGGCCAUCAAUGAGGUCAUGCGCAAACUUUUUAAAAACUACAAGAGCUGGUGCAAGUUUCUGGGACGCAAAAGUAGUCUUACUCUUCCGGAUAUUCAACAAGACAUCCAGCAACGCAAACUCCUAUACAUGGGGUUGUAUCUUCUAAUCUGGGGAGAAGCAGCUAAUCUUCGUUUCAUGCCUGAAUGCCUCUGCUACAUAUUUCAUAAUAUGGCUCUAGAGCUUCACGGGAUGCUGGCUGGUAACGUGAGUUUCGUGACUGGUGAGAACAUUAAACCUGCAUAUGGUGGUGAGGAAGAAUCCUUUCUUCGCAAGGUUGUGACGCCGAUAUAUGAGAUCAUUCAAAAGGAAGCUGCGAGCAAUGAAUGUGGUACAGCGACCCAUUCAUCCUGGCGAAACUAUGACGACCUGAACGAAUAUUUCUGGUCCGACCACUGUUUUCGCUUGGGAUGGCCCAUGCGCGCCGAUUCGGACUUUUUCGUUCCGCCUUUGACAACAACACCAUUUCAGACAAUCUCCAAGAAGCCGGUUACGAGGAAGCUAAACAAAAUCGGAUUCGUAGAAAUACGUUCCUUUUGGCAUAUAUUCAGGAGCUUUGACAGAAUGUGGACGUUUUAUAUCUUAUGCCUUCAGGCAAUGAUCAUUUUGGCUUGGAGCAAAACAAAUUCGCCAUCUGACAUAUUUGAAGACAAGAUGCUUAAAAAGCUUUCGAGUAUUUUCAUAACGGCCUCAAUUCUUCGUCUUCUGCAGAGCGUUCUCGAUAUUGCUUUUACCUUUAAGGCCUCUCGAAACAUGCGAUUUACGGGAAUGCUGAGGCUCGUCCUUAAGUUCGCUAUAUCUUUAGCCUGGGUGAUUACUCUUUCCACAUUAUAUGCUCAUUCGUGGGAGCCAAACGGAUUGAUGAAAUCUGUAAAGAACUGGCUUGGACAAAACUGGAGGAAUCCAUCGCUAUAUACUGCUGCUUUGGUUUUGUAUCUUCUGCCAAAUUUUCUGGGAGCAGCCUUUUUUGUCUUUCCAUUGUUGCGAAGAUGGAUAGAAAAUUCUAACUGGCGGAUAGUUCGCUUAAUGCUGUGGUGGUCACAGGUCCCACUGUAUGUUGGUCGAGGAAUGCAUGAAGACCAGUUUACAUUGUUCAAGUAUACAAUGUUUUGGAUACUGCUCGUUAUUAGCAAACUUCUGUUUAGUUACUACGUUCAGAUCAAGCCUCUGGUGGAGCCCACGAAGCGGAUCAUGGGAGUGAGACAAAUAGUAUACACUUGGCAUGAACUGUUUCCGAACGCGAAAAAAAAUAUUGCCGCUGUUCUUUCAUUGUGGUCUCCUGUUAUUCUGAUAUACUUCAUGGACACACAAAUUUGGUAUGCUAUAUACUCGACGUUGUUUGGUGGGAUUUUGGGCGCUUUCAGGCGACUUGGGGAGAUUCGAACGCUGGGCAUGUUGAGAUCGAGGUUCCGUUCGUUACCUGGAACUUUCAACGAGAAUCUAAUUCCCGUUGAUAAAGCGCCUCGAAAGGGAUUUUCUUUCUCUCGAAAAUUUGAACAGAAUACAGGGAAGGACAGGAAACAAGCUGCAAGAUUUUCUCAGCUUUGGAAUGAAGUCAUCACUAGUUUUCGUGAAGAGGACCUUAUCAACAACAGGGAAAUGAACUUGAUGCUUGUUCCAUAUUCAUCGGAUCCUAAUCUUUCGAUUGUGCAAUGGCCACCAUUCUUAUUGGCUAGUAAGAUUCCUGUUGCAUUGCAAAUGGCUGCAGAAUAUCGCGGAAAAGACAAUAUAGAUCUCUGGCGCAAAAUCAAGGCCGAUGACUACAGGCAUUGCGCUGUUGAGGAAUGUUAUGAAGCCUUCAAAGCCGUCAUUAAAACAAUUAUUAGAAAUGAACCGGACAAGCGAAUUAUUGAAGAUAUAAUACGCACUGUCGAGCGGGACAUCCAAGCCAAUACAUUUCUGCAUCAUUUCAAAUUAAGCGCUCUGCCUUCACUUGCUUCAAAAUUUGUGAGGCUGGUGGAGCUUCUGGCUCGUCCGGAUCCAAACGCCCGGGAUACGGUCAUCUUACUCCUGCAAGAUAUGUAUGAAGUUGUCACAAAAGACAUGAUGGUCGAAGAAGUGGAACUUAAAAAUACCAAGCACUCAAAUUCCACAAAUCAGCUAUUCGACUCUGUUCUUUAUCCACCCCCCGCUACAGACGCGUGGUUUGAGCAAGUCAAUAGACUUCAUUUGCUUUUGACUGUAAAAGAGUCUGCUAUGGAUGUCCCCGUGAACCUAGAAGCCCGCCGACGUAUUGCGUUCUUCACAAAUUCGUUAUUCAUGGAUAUGCCACGUGCUCCUCGAGUCAGGAAAAUGCUACCGUUCAGCGUGCUCACUCCGUACUACAGUGAAGACAUUGUUUUUACCAAGGAGCAGCUUCAUCUAGAGAACGAAGACGGUGUUUCUAUACUUUUCUACCUUCAAAAGAUAUAUCCAGACGAAUGGGAUAACUUUUUGGAGAGAAUCGCAUGUAAGUCGGAUGCUGAUGCGUGGGGGAACGAGGAGUUCGAAAUGCAGCUUCGUCAUUGGGCAUCAUUUAGGGGGCAAACUCUUCUAAGAACUGUAAGGGGAAUGAUGUACUACCGAAGAGCACUCGAACUACAAGCGUUUCUUGACAUGGCAUCUGACGACGAGAUAUUGGAAGGCUACAAAGUGAUUGGUUGCUCUUCAAAGGAAACGAAAAAGAGUCAAAGAUCUGUAUGGGCGCAGUUGCAAGCUGUCGCCGACAUGAAGUUCACAUACGUUGCUACUUGUCAGAUUUAUGGACUUCAAAAGCGCUCAGGUGAUCAGCGAGCAACAGAUAUAUUGAACCUUAUGCUGAAGCAUCCAUCACUUCGCGUUGCAUAUAUUGAUGAAGUUGAGGAGACGCAGAAAGACAAUAAAAGCAAGAAAGUAUACUACUCUGUCUUGGUAAAGGCUGUCGACGGGCUUGAUCAGGAAAUAUACAGGAUAAAGUUACCAGGUCCAGCUAAACUAGGGGAGGGAAAACCGGAAAAUCAAAAUCAUGCAAUUAUUUUUACGCGAGGCGAGGCUCUUCAGACGAUUGAUAUGAACCAGGAUAACUACUUGGAGGAAGCAUUCAAGAUGCGAAAUCUUUUGGAAGAAUUUCAUGAAGAUCACGGGGUGAGGCCUCCUAGUAUUCUUGGUGUGAGGGAACAUAUUUUUACGGGAAGUGUUUCUUCCCUGGCGUGGUUUAUGUCGAACCAAGAAACAAGUUUUGUCACGAUCGGGCAGCGGGUGCUUGCAAAUCCAUUAAAGGUGCGGUUCCAUUACGGACAUCCAGAUGUAUUCGACAGACUCUUUCACAUAACAAGAGGUGGCAUCAGCAAAGCUUCAAAAGUUAUCAAUCUGAGCGAAGAUAUUUUUGCUGGGUUCAAUUCAACUUUGCGACGAGGAAAUGUAACACAUCACGAAUACAUACAGGUCGGGAAGGGCCGUGAUGUUGGACUGAACCAAAUAACACUUUUUGAGGCAAAAGUAGCAAACGGGAAUGGUGAACAGACUUUGAGUAGAGAUAUCUAUCGACUCGGCCAUCGUUUUGAUUUUUUCCGCAUGAUGUCCUGCUAUUUUACAACAGUUGGUUUCUACGUCAACGCCCUGAUCGUGGUGCUCACAGUCUAUGUUUUUCUCUACGGACGGCUGUAUCUAUCAUUAAGUGGCAUGGAGAAGUCGCUGUUAAAAGUUGCAAACAUGAAGAAAGACGUGAGCCUGCAAGCUGCCUUGGCCUCCCAAUCGUUGGUUCAGCUUGGAUUAUUGAUGGCACUUCCAAUGAUCAUGGAGAUCGGUCUUGAGAGGGGCUUUCGUACAGCAAUCAGCGACUUCAUCAUAAUGCAGCUUCAACUGGCUUCCGUUUUCUUUACCUUUUCUCUCGGCACCAAGGUUCACUAUUUCGGUAGAACGAUACUGCACGGAGGGGCAAAGUACAGAGCUACCGGCCGAGGCUUCGUCGUUCGUCAUGAAAGAUUUGCUGAGAAUUAUCGGUUAUAUUCGAGAAGCCACUUCACCAAAGCGUUGGAACUCAUGAUCCUGCUGAUUGUCUACGUGGCUUAUGGUUCGUCCGGGAAUGGUGCGGUCGCUUAUAUGUUCAUCACGGCUUCUAUGUGGUUCCUGGUGGUCACCUGGCUAUUCGCUCCCUUUCUGUUCAAUCCGUCGGGUUUCGAGUGGCAAAAGAUCGUGGAAGACUGGGACGACUGGAACAGGUGGAUUGCUAACUCGGGAGGAAUAGGAAUUGCCGCGGUGAAGAGCUGGCAGUCCUGGUGGGACGAGGAGCAUUCCUAUCUCAACCACACAGGCUUGCGUGGUAGAAUCAUGGAAUCUCUCUUGGCGAUACGCUUCUUUCUGUAUCAGUAUGGCCUCGUCUACCACCUCAACAUCACCAGCGGUCACAAGAACAUUCUGAUAUACGCUCUGUCGUGGCUUGUGAUAAUCGGCAUUUUGAUCGUUUUAAAGAUCGUGUCGAUGGGACGAAGACGCUUCAGUGGUGACUUCCAACUCAUGUUCCGGCUCUUAAAGGGGAUGCUCUUCAUGGGAUUUGUUUCGAUAAUCAUCAUACUCUUCGUGGUGGUUGGCCUGACGGUCGGAGAUCUCUUCGUCACGCUACUCGCGUUCCUCCCAACUGGUUGGGCCCUCUUGCAGAUAGGAAUGGCGUGCCGGCCACUGGUGGAAUCGAUGGGCUUCUGGGGCUCCGUCAGGGCCCUGGCACGGAGCUAUGAGUUCUUCAUGGGGCUGCUCAUCUUCACGCCCGUUGCGAUCCUGGCGUGGUUCCCAUUCGUGUCCGAGUUCCAGACGCGGCUACUCUUCAACCAGGCCUUUAGCCGCGGCCUCCAAAUCUCUCGGAUCCUUGCGGGCCGGAAGAAACUCGGUGAAUGAAAGAUCGACCAUAUGACCAUGCAAGGAAAGAUGUCACAGGUCCUCUCGUUUUGCAGUUUUGUACAAAACGGAACUUUACGACGAAUAUGAUCACUAACAGACACACACAUUUUGUACGAGUCUAGAAACAAAGUCAAUGUGAUCUACUUCUGAAACAAAGUUAAUGUGAUCUGCUCGUCUUAGUUUC
Molecule: messenger RNA, 6343 nt
Organism: Selaginella moellendorffii
Lineage: Eukaryota; Viridiplantae; Streptophyta; Lycopodiopsida; Selaginellales; Selaginellaceae
Product: callose synthase 5
Exons: 41
Coding region: 442-6156 (1904 amino acids)
Biological process (GO): (1->3)-beta-D-glucan biosynthetic process
Cellular component (GO): 1,3-beta-D-glucan synthase complex; plasma membrane
Molecular function (GO): 1,3-beta-D-glucan synthase activity
Source: RefSeq, a predicted model, not a curated record